Molecule: messenger RNA, 1629 nt
Organism: Knipowitschia caucasica
Lineage: Eukaryota; Metazoa; Chordata; Actinopteri; Gobiiformes; Gobiidae
Source: the annotation of a GenBank genome assembly
AUGCAGAGGAUGCAGAGGAUGCAGAGUGGGUCUGACUUUGAUUCUCUGGACGAACGGGACCUGGAGAAGAACAAUCAGCUGGCUUUCGACGUGGCAGAGAAGGAGUUUGGAAUCUCACCCUGUAUGACCGGAAAGGAGAUGUCCUCAGUGGUGGAGCCAGACAAACUCUCCAUGGUUAUGUACCUCAGCCAGUUCUACGAGAUGUUUAGAGACACAGUGCCCCCCAGUGAUAACGUUAACCUAAGUCCCGAGGAAAAGGCUGCUCUUAUAGCCAGCACCAAAUCCCCAAUCUCCUUCUUCAGUAAACUUGGUCAAAGUAUUGCAAUCUCAAGGAAACGAUACCCAAAGGACAAAAAAGAGAAGGAUGUGGACGGUUUGGGGAAGCGGAGGAAAACCAGUCAGUCAGAAAAUGACGAAGUUUUGAGAAGCUGCUGCGACGAGAGGCCGUCUGUCCCAGUUCUGCCCGAGCGGAGGAUGGAUCCGGCCGCUGUGGCGAACAACAACAAAGUCAAGGUCAUGGCGACGCAGCUGCUCGCCAAGUUUGAGGAGAACGCUCCCGUUCAGCCAUCUGGACUCAAGAGACAGGGGGAAUCUCUCCCUAACUUGGAUCUCCUUUUGGCAACUCCCUUGCCCAAGAAUGAGCCAGUUUCUGUCAGACUGGCCCCUGUCCCAGCGUGGAGAAAGGCCAGGAGUGGUGCAGAGCAGGUGUCCGGCGCAGGCUCUCGAAGCUGCCCAAAGAAAACCAUUCUGCUCCCUUCUUCCUCCUCCACCUCCUCGCUCUCUCUUCACUCAGAGAGUUUUGCUUUAGAGGAUGAAGAUGAACACGAGUACUACGAGAUGCCGCAGAAAUACCGGGAGUGGACGCCGUUGCAUAUCGCAGACCCUGGUCCGAUCCACAUCCCGGGUAUACAGGAGAGGGCCGAUCGCCUCAUCUCCAAGUUUAAAUCUAAACCUGCCAAGCCUCCAAAGCCAAAGGUUAAGCCAUCCCGCUUCUUUUUAGAGCAAUGGUAUAUGUCCAGAAGCGUGAGUCCAGGUUCACCACUUUUAUCUCCAGAAAAGGAGUCAGAAAGGUCAGUGCUGUCUGAUGACCAAAAGCCCAUAUAUGUACUUAGUAUUCAAGAGAGAGCCGACCAACUGGCUUCUCUGUUUGAGGCGAAGCCGGCCAAACCACAGACUAAGAAAAAGCCCUCACGGUUCUUUAUGGAUCAGUGGCACGUGGCUCGAGCCCAGCGUCCUGCAGAAUCCCCCUCCGCCUCAGACACGCUGCGACAGCGGUGUGUGAGGAUGUACACAGGUGGCGUUAGCUCUCUGGCUGAGCAUUUAGCCAGUCAGCUUCAGUCACAGGAGGACGCCACGACGUCGCCCGAUAAGAGGGAUUUGGGCUCCCUCAAAAAGGAGUUUCCCGUCAACAUCGGCGGCAGCGACGUCUGCUUCUUCUGUGGAAAGCGCGUGUACGUGAUGGAGAGGCUGAGCGCCGAGGGGAAGUUCUUCCAUCGCAGCUGCUUCAAGUGCGACUACUGCGGCACCACUCUGAGGCUGUCGUCCUACGCCUUCGAUGUGGAGGACGGAUGGAAAAAACAAGAAGUGAAAAAGCUGGUGGACUGUUGCCCCAACCCAGAGAUGGAUUGA